Molecule: messenger RNA, 2153 nt
Organism: Brassica oleracea var. oleracea
Lineage: Eukaryota; Viridiplantae; Streptophyta; Magnoliopsida; Brassicales; Brassicaceae
Product: zinc finger BED domain-containing protein RICESLEEPER 1-like
Exons: 2
Coding region: 159-2093 (644 amino acids)
Molecular function (GO): DNA binding; protein dimerization activity
Source: RefSeq, a predicted model, not a curated record
GCUGACCAUUUCAAAACAAAAAUAUCUUUCAACCAACAAACAGAGAAAAAGCUCUCUCGCUAAAACCCUACCGCCGCGACCACCGACACCGAGAGACUCCGCCGCCGUUAAACCCACCUCCGUUAACCUUUCGACUUGAAUGACGAGGAGAGAACCUGAUGAUAAUCAAUGAGAUGGACUUAUCAGACGCAGUGAUUGUGAAAUCUAGUAAACUUAAAUCAGCUGUGUGGAACGAUUUCGACAAGGUGAGAAAAGGAGAGAUACACGUGGCAAUCUGCAGGCACUGCAAGAAACGUCUUAGCGGUUCGAGCGCGAGUGGGACUUCUCAUUUGAGGAACCAUUUGAUUAGAUGCAAGAGGAGAGCUAGUUCCAACGGUGUUGUUGCUGCUCCGCCGGGGAAGAAGAGAGUAGAAACACCACUUGAGUUAGCGAUUGUCGACCAGACAAAACAUGAACAUAAUGCUUCUGUAGUAAACUCCGGUUUGGAUCAGAGGAGGAGCCGGUUUGAUCUAGCUCGGAUGAUAAUCUUACACGGUUAUCCGUUAACAAUGGUCGAAGACGUUGGGUUCAGAGUGUUCCUUAGAAAUUUACAGCCGUUGUUUGAGCCUGUUGUGUUUGAGAGAGUUGAGUCUGAUUGUAUGGAGAUAUACGCUAAGGAGAAGCAUAAGAUCUUUGAAGACUUGGAUAAGUUACCUGGGAAGAUUGGUAUCAGCGUCGAUGUGUGGAACGGUGGUGCUUCAGAUGAUUCUGAUGAGUUCUUGUGUUUGGCUGCUCACUAUAUAGACGACACAUGGGAAUUGAGAAAGAGAGUUCUCAACUUCUUCAUGGUUGAUCCGUCUCAUACUGAUGUAAUGCUCGCUGAGGUUGUGAUAACAUGUUUGAUGGAAUGGGAUAUCGACAGGAAGCUCUUUUCUAUGGCGUCUAAUCGAACUCCUCCCUUUGGUGAAAACGUAGCUAACAAGAUCAGAGACAGGUUAUCGCAGAACAAGUUUCUUUACUGUAAUGGUCAGUUGUUUGACGUGAGUUGUGGAGUUUAUGUCAUUAACCAGAUGGCUCAAGAGUCUCUGCAAGCUUGUUUUGAGACGGUAGACAAGAUUCGAGAGAGCAUUCGGUGUGUCAAAAGCUCAGAGUUUAUUCAGGAGAGUUUCGAUGAAAGGGACCUAUGUAUCGAUGACUCAGCGCGGUGGGACACCACUUGUACCAUGCUGGAGAUUGCGUUAGAGCAAAAGAACGUGUUCUCACUCAUGAAACAACGUGAUCCUGAUUCUUGUGUCUCAUGUCCUUCUGAUUUGGAGUGGGAGAGGUUAGAAACAGUUGUUGGGUUCUUGAGAGUCUUUGUCGAAGUGACAAACACAUUCACAAAGAGCAGCAAUAGCUGCUUAACCGCAAACAUUUACUUUCCGGAGAUAUGCGACAUACACCUCCGGUUAAUCGAAUGGACCAAAAGCCCUGAUGGUUUCAUUAGUUCUUUAGCUGUAACCAUGAGGAAGAGGUUCGAGGAGUUCUGGAAUAGAAACCACCGGGUUCUAGCCAUUGCCACCAUAUUAGACCCACGGUUCAAAAUGAAGCUAGUGGAGUAUUACUACCCGUUGUUCUAUGACUCCAGUGCGUCAGAGUUUAUUGAAGAUAUCACAGAGUACAUCAAAGCGCUUUACAACGAGCAUUCUGUAGGAUCGCUGUUAGCAUCAUCAGACCAAGCGCUUGACUGGCAGGAGAAUCAUCAUCAUCAUCAUCAUCAGCAUGAAGAUAGACUCAGAGAAUUUGAUAAGUACAUUAACGAGACAACUACUUCACCAGGUCAAGACUCCAAAUCAGAUCUUGAGAAGUACCUAGAGGAGCCUCUGUUCCCACGGAACUCAGAUUUCGACAUACUCAACUGGUGGAAAGUUCACACAGCCAAGUACCCGAUCCUCUCCAUGGUGGCGCGUAAUGUGUUGGCAGUUCCUAUGUCGAAUGUAUCACCAGAGGAAGAUCCCUUUGAGAGUUCCCGAAAGAGAAGGAUUAGUGAAACCUGGUGCUCGCUUAGACCGAGUACUGUCCAGGCCUUGAUUUGUGCACAGGAUUGGAUCCGUAGUGAACUAGAAAGCUCUUGAAUCUCUCUGGAUUCAUCAUUUUUUUUGUUUAGAUCUCAGCUUCUCCAGCUUGUUUGUGUA